Schistocerca nitens (vagrant locust) is the source of this 945-nucleotide messenger RNA. RefSeq names its product venom allergen 5-like. The record is from RefSeq and is a predicted model, not a curated record. Lineage: Eukaryota; Metazoa; Arthropoda; Insecta; Orthoptera; Acrididae. Gene Ontology annotation, cellular component: extracellular region. The transcript is spliced from 6 exons. Bases 56 to 796 code for a protein of 246 amino acids.
ACGUUGUUCACCGGUUCAGAAACAUAUUGUCGAGGAUCCGGCGGUCGUCACCAAAAUGGCUUCCACUAUCAGGUUGAAUGCUGUCACCCUAGCAGUAGUGGUCAUUGCCACCUUGUUAACCAAAACCACAGGGCAGUCUAGUUACUGUAGUCUUUGCAGUAACCACACACUUUGCAUUUACCAGGGAAUAGGCAGUGCUUGCUCUCAGGUGAUGGCCAGGGGAGUGGAUGAUGCAGCCCAGCAAACCAUACUGAAAGAGCACAACACACACAGGAACUACGUGGCAUCUGGACGAGAGACACAGGGAGCUCCUGGACCUCAGCCUGCUGCAUCCAACAUGCUUAAGCUGGAAUGGGACAAUGAACUGGCAACUGUUGCUCAGCGGUGGGCUGAUCAGUGUACUUCUGGUCAUGAUACAUGCAGACGUGUGUCACGAUUUUCUGCUGUAGGCCAAAAUGCAUAUCAGUCGUGGACUACAGGAACACUACAAGGAGCUCAGUGGAAUAAUACUGUGCAGUCUUGGUAUAAUGAAGUUAAACACUUCAACAAAAAUAAUGUCGACAAUUAUGUAUUUGGUACCAAUUAUGGCCACUACAGCCAAGUAGUGUGGGGUAAUACACAUUAUGUUGGGUGUGGCUACACUGCUAUUAGGAGAAGUGACUGGAAUUAUCAGUAUUAUGUCUGUAACUAUGGCCCAUCUGGAAACUAUGGCGGCCAGCCGGUCUACAGCAAAGGCACAAGCUGCUCAGCUUGUACAUCUGGAUGCGAUACUACUUACAACUCACUUUGUGCUUAGCUGAUCUCUUCCAGAUAUACAACACAAAUUAGUUACCAUGUGGUAUGAUGUAUGUUACAGUUGUUAAAUACAUGCUAGUUUUCAUAAUUAUUUCUGUAAUGAAAUGGAUGUGGAUCUGUCAGUGUGAACAGUUCAAUAAAUGUAUAAUU